UGCAUAACAGGUGCCACUCUCAUUUCCUUCCUGCCAAUAUUGUGUUGCGUGACAACAAUUUUUGGUUUGUUGGAUCCUAUGGAACAACAAGCAACUAUUCGUUGGCGAGGCUCUCAAGGAGGUCAUUAUGUUGAUCCAACCGUAGAGGCACGCUGUUUGUACGAAAUUAUGCGUCUUAGAAUCGAAAUGAUGGAAAAAGUGAACAAUUUAAAAGAAACUUUAAGAGCUGAAUUACGUGCAGAAAUUCAACUAAGCAAUAAUGAACUUCGAGCGGUUAUACAACAGAAUAAGACUGAUCUUCAAGCACGUAUUCUACAGAGCAAUAAUGAACUUCGAGCACAAAUUAGACAGAGUAACACGGAACUUCGAGAAGUAACACAACAUAAUAAAACUGAUCUUCAAACACCGAUUCUUCAGAAUAAGACUGAUUUUCAAACACAAAUUCUUCGAAAUAAUACUGAAAUUCGAGCCUCACGAAUUAUGCAUAGGGCUCCGCAAAUUGUUACAGGCCCUUCAAAUUUUACAACUAAUGCGGCUCUUGUUAUCAUGGUUAUUGCAUUUAUCUGGAAUGUAUUUUUUGCCUGCGUAUGUAUUGUAUCUAUAUUAAUUAUCAAUAUACUCGCAUAA
Meloidogyne enterolobii is the source of this 627-nucleotide messenger RNA. The record is from the annotation of a GenBank genome assembly. Lineage: Eukaryota; Metazoa; Nematoda; Chromadorea; Rhabditida; Meloidogynidae.